This is a messenger RNA of Pecten maximus, 1108 nucleotides long. Its product is annotated as calmodulin. The transcript has 5 exons. The record is from RefSeq and is a predicted model, not a curated record. Gene Ontology annotation, molecular function: enzyme regulator activity; calcium ion binding. Lineage: Eukaryota; Metazoa; Mollusca; Bivalvia; Pectinida; Pectinidae. Bases 57 to 506 code for a protein of 149 amino acids.
AACACGGGGAAUAUAGAGCAUCUGAACACAGCCGACAGCUUAGUUUUAAAUCCACAAUGGCAGAUCAACUAACAGAAGAACAAAUAGCAGAAUUCAAAGAAGCUUUCAGCUUGUUUGACAAGGAUGGAGAUGGUACCAUCACAACAAAAGAAUUGGGAACAGUCAUGAGGUCUCUAGGCCAAAACCCAACAGAAGCUGAAUUGCAAGACAUGAUCAAUGAAGUUGAUGCUGAUGGAAACGGCACAAUAGACUUCCCAGAAUUCCUCACAAUGAUGGCACGGAAAAUGAAGGACACCGACAGUGAAGAAGAAAUCCGUGAGGCAUUCCGUGUAUUUGAUAAAGAUGGCAAUGGCUUUAUCAGUGCAGCUGAAUUACGACACGUAAUGACAAAUUUAGGAGAAAAACUAACAGACGAGGAAGUUGAUGAAAUGAUCCGGGAAGCUGACAUUGAUGGUGAUGGACAAGUCAAUUAUGAAGAGUUUGUGACAAUGAUGACCUCAAAGUAAUUAUGGACUAUGGACAUAGUAGAUUUUUUCAUUAAAUUUGUUGUCAUUAAAAUCACGUGGAAUGUACGUUGUUGGUACACUUUUGUGACCAAACUGGGGAAUAAAUGCAGUCCAUGCGUUGCUGAUGGAAGCCAGACUGGAUGGCCAAAGGGGAACCCUUCGACAGCAACGCUGUAUUUCCAGGCCGAGGGAUUAAAGACUCCCAAAGGAAACCAUAUCCCAGUUUCGAUGUAGAGCUGCUAUUUUCACUCUACAGAUGCUAUGGAUUAUCAGGCAGGGAGAUUUCUAGUUGUUAGUCAAGUGUAGCUAGCUAAUUAGACACUUCAGAUUUUUGUAAAAAAGAAAAAAACGAGGGAAAAAGUUGUAUGUUACAGGUGUCCAUUGACUUUUGUUGUUGACAGACGUUUCAUUCAUCGACAUUUUCUCUCAUUACCUGUUGACAUUUGUUGUUACAUCCUGUGCAUUUCUCUUCAUUAUAUACAUUCUUCAGGAAAACAUUAAGGGUGUACAAAUUGGUAAAUUCACUUUUCAUUGUGAGAUUAUAUCGAUAAAAGAUAAUAAUCAUGAUUGUCUCAAAAUAAAUAUUAUUGUAAUUUUUCAGA